AUGGUUCAAUAUGGAGGCGACGAAGUUUCCGCUCUUGUGGUCGAUAUUGGCUCUUCUACGCUGAGGGCGGGUUAUGCGGGAGACGACACGCCAAAGGCCAUCAUCCCCACAUCAUAUGGCUUUAUACCUCAAAACUCUGGCUCCGACGUCGUCAUGUCCGACACGGGCGAGCCCCAGGAGCCAGCGCCGGUCGAAAACAAGAUGUACAUCGGCCAGCACGGCCCUUCAAUAUGGCGCGAAGGCAUGCACAUAGGCAACCCCAUCAAGGAUGGCAUGAUCAACGACUUCGCGCCCAUCCAUCCCCUCCUCGACCACGUCUUCAGAGAGGUCAUGCGCGUCGACCCGCGCGAGCACCCCGUCCUCGUCACCGAGCCCGCCUGGAACACGGCCGCCAACCGCGAGCGCAUGGCAGAGAUCAUGUUCGAGCAGUUCGAAGUGCCCGCGUUCUACAUCGCGAACACGGGCGUCCUCAACGCGUUCGCGGCGGGGAAGGGCUCUGCGCUCGUGAUCGAUGUGGGCCAGUCGACGGCGAGCGUCACGCCCGUCGUGGACGGCUUCGUCCUCCGAAAAGGCCUCGUCCACUCCGCCCUCCCCCAGCUCGUCCACGCCCACGCGCGGCACACGCUCACGACGCAGAGCCACAACCACCCCCCAAUCGAGCUCCUCUCCCACCAACUCAUCGCUUCUAAAAUGCCCGUCGAGCCCGGCGUGAUCCCCCGCUUCACGCGCCGCGACGACCGCAUGUCCAAAACGACAGACACCCUGCGGCUGUACUACGAGUCGCGCGAAGUCGAAGAAUGGGUACAGAGCGUCGCCGGCGUGCUCGACCAAGGAUGGAACGACCAAGCCGCGUCCGCGCGCCCCGCGCGGCAAUACGAAUUCCCGACGGGCUUCAACACGUACUUCAGCGCCGAGCGGUUCUCCGUCGGCGAGCUCUUCUUCACGCACACGCCCCAGCUUGUCGCAUCGAACCAGCACCUCCCCCGCCCGAUGCCCGGGCUCAUCACCCAGUCCCUCGCCGCCUGCGACGCCGAGAUCCGCCAGCUGCUCAUGGCCAACGUCGUCCUCUGCGGCGGCGGGAGCCUCUUCGCGGGCUUCGCCGAGCGCCUCAACAACGAGCUCUCGCGCCACUACCACCAACACACGCAACAGGUGGUGAAAAUACACGCGCCGGGCAACCCGACGGAGCGCCGGUAUGGUGGGUGGCUCGGCGGGAGCAUCCUCGCGAGCUUGGGAACGUUCCACCAGCUCUGGAUCAGCAAGGAAGAGUGGCAGGAGCAUGGUCGUGCCAUCGUUGGCCAGAGGUGUAAAUGAUCCGCGCGAUUCGCGUGCCAAAGUGCUGGGCGUUCGCGUCCAUUGUUGUUCAUGUGGUGUACGGCAAAGUAAUAUGCAUGUUGUAUUGAUGACC
Heterobasidion irregulare TC 32-1 is the source of this 1408-nucleotide messenger RNA. RefSeq names its product actin-related protein 4 (gene arp4). Gene Ontology annotation, cellular component: NuA4 histone acetyltransferase complex; SWI/SNF complex. Lineage: Eukaryota; Fungi; Basidiomycota; Agaricomycetes; Russulales; Bondarzewiaceae. The transcript is spliced from 10 exons. Bases 1 to 1314 code for a protein of 437 amino acids. Gene Ontology annotation, biological process: regulation of transcription by RNA polymerase II. The record is from RefSeq and is a predicted model, not a curated record. Gene Ontology annotation, molecular function: chromatin binding.